This is a messenger RNA of Coniosporium apollinis CBS 100218, 597 nucleotides long. Its product is annotated as methylene-fatty-acyl-phospholipid synthase. Gene Ontology annotation, molecular function: S-adenosylmethionine-dependent methyltransferase activity. Gene Ontology annotation, biological process: phosphatidylcholine biosynthetic process. The transcript has 5 exons. Lineage: Eukaryota; Fungi; Ascomycota; Dothideomycetes. The record is from RefSeq and is a predicted model, not a curated record. Bases 1 to 597 code for a protein of 198 amino acids.
AUGGCGGGCUUAGUAGACUUUAGCCAACCAAGCUUGUGGUUAUCCGCAGCUUCAAUUGGGUUCAAUCCCACCUUCUGGAACAUCGCUGCUCGACAAGAAUACCACAACAAAGUCAUAACCAAGCUCUUCCGCGGCAACUCCCUCUACGGCUGCUACGCGCUCGCCGUCACAAUCUUCACCCUCGGCAUCAUCCGCGAUGCCAUCUACGAACGCGCCCUCCGCCACCAACCCACGCACCCCGCCCUCCUCGCCCCCUGGAUAACCGCCGCCUCGAUCGGCCUGAUCGCAUCCGGCAACAUCCUCGUGCUAACCUCCAUGUACGCCCUCGGCAUCACGGGCACCUACCUGGGGGACUACUUCGGGAUCCUGAUGGACGAGAUGGUGACGGGCUUCCCGUUCAACGUUACUAGCUCGCCCAUGUACGACGGCUCCGCGCUCUCGUUCCUGGGCACUGCGCUCUGGUUCGGGAAGCCCGCGGGGAUACUGUUGACGGGGUUGGUGUGGGCGGCUUAUAGGGUUGCGUUGAGGUUUGAGGAUCCGUUCACUGCGGAGAUAUAUAGGAAACGGGAGAGGGAGAGGGGAAAGAAGACGUCGUAG